Messenger RNA from Prorocentrum cordatum, 571 nucleotides. Lineage: Eukaryota; Dinophyceae; Prorocentrales; Prorocentraceae. The record is from the annotation of a GenBank genome assembly.
GCUCGAGCGCCGGGCACAGCCCGUCGCGCGCACGCCCCCGUUCCCCUCCGGCUGGCCGUGGGGGGCCGCCCGGGCGCCCCCCCGAAGCAGGGCUCUCCUUUGGUGCUUACCUCUCCCGCGCCGCGGGCGGCCCCGCGCCCCCCCCGCGCGCGCAGGCGGAUCUUCCUGAGCAAUGAGCGCCUCCGUGGGAAUGCUCGGUGCUGGCGGAGCUGCGGCGGCCGGGACGGCAGCCGUCGCAGGAUCGUGGCUCUUCGACUACAACCGCGCAAAUUUCCAGUUCGACCAGGGCCAGCGCUGGGGCCGCUUCACCGCUGCCCGAGGCUUCGCGAACGCCCAGGUCAGCCAGUACCGCGAGGACAUCAUCGGCAUCACUUCCGUCACGCAGAGCAAGAUGGACGCGUGGACCACCGUGUCCACGCUCUUCCUGUGCGUCUGCGCCGCCCUCUCCGAUGCCGGCCGCAUCGGCAUGCACGGCGCUGCACCGCCGGGCUGGCUCUGUGCCCUCUACUCCGGGAACGUCUUCACCUCCGUGAUGUACUGCGGCCUCGCCCUGUGGCUCUCGAUGCACGGA